AUGUCGAACAACCAAAACCAAAAUUCAAGAUUAUCAGUAAGCGAUGAAAAUGAAUUAAUAGCUGAAAUAAAAGAUUCGACAAUGACAACAAUAGCCGAACAGAUCGAUAUUCAACCUGUUCGUAGCAUGACAUGUUAUAUAUGUUUUGAAAAUAUUGUAACAACAUACAAACCAUUUGGUAUACAAAACAAUUGCGAUCAUAUUUUUUGUUUUGACUGUUUAUCAACUUGGCGUCGCACGGUUAGCUUUUCUCGAACUAAUCUAUUGGACUUUCCUAAUAUUCCGCUAAAAUAUGCUUGUUUUUCUCCUCAGAAUACUAUGAUUGAUAAAGAUGCAGCUAGACGAUGUCCAUUAUGUCGUACGCGAUCAACGUUUGUAGCUCGAAGUUGGCGUUGUUUUAAUAAUCGUGACGAUAAACAAUCUUUAAUUGAUUCGCACAAAUCAUAUUUAAAAACGAUUCCUUGUCGAACUUUAUCCCGAUAUGGUUAUUGCCGAUUUGGUCGUCGAUGCUACUACAAUCAUCAAAUACAACAACGAUGGUCUUCAUCGCCGAUCGAUACUUCUAUUUCAUUCUCUGAACACCAACUCGAUUCCUCAAAUGUUUUCCCAUUAAAUACUCAUAAUAAUGAUGAACAACAAGAACCACCAAGAAGAUUCACCUAUAAUUCACAUCGAUAUAGACCUUACUAG
Rotaria socialis is the source of this 690-nucleotide messenger RNA. Lineage: Eukaryota; Metazoa; Rotifera; Eurotatoria; Philodinida; Philodinidae. The record is from the annotation of a GenBank genome assembly.